Molecule: messenger RNA, 1077 nt
Organism: Prunus persica (peach)
Lineage: Eukaryota; Viridiplantae; Streptophyta; Magnoliopsida; Rosales; Rosaceae
Product: cyclic nucleotide-gated ion channel 1
Exons: 6
Coding region: 37-1062 (341 amino acids)
Biological process (GO): transmembrane transport; monoatomic ion transport
Cellular component (GO): membrane
Molecular function (GO): monoatomic ion channel activity
Source: RefSeq, a predicted model, not a curated record
UGCGACUGGAGAUGAAGGUUAUAGACCAAGGAGAGGAUGGCCAACAAUAGUAGAGAGCAUUUUUUAUCGAGGAUUUGGAGGAUCUCAUCACACAUCUUAAUUGACAUUUUAUCGGUUCUUCCCAUUCCACAGGCAGUGAUCCUUAUCUUCAUGGACUCUAGUUCUUUGAAUACGAGGAAGUUUUUGGCUUUUCUUGCUCUGUUGCAAUAUGUACCACGAGUUCUUCGUAUCUACUUAUUGUGUACCAAACUCAACAAGCCUCCUGCUAAAGAGACUGAGAUAUGGAUUUUAUUUCAAGGCGCUUUCAGUUUCUUUUUGUACAUCCUUGCUAGUCAUGUAUUUGGAGCUUUCUGGUACUUUUUAGCUAUCCAGCGAGAGACGGUUUGCUGGCAAAAUGCUUGUCGAAACAACAAUGGAUGUCAACCUACUACCUUCUACUGCAAUGGUCGUUCAAUCAGAAACAUCACAUUUCCGGACGACUUAUGCUCUAUGAAUCCACACAAUACUAAUGCAACACCCUUUGAUUUUGGUAUGUUUGUUGAGGCUGUCCAGUCUGGUGUGUUGGAGUCAACAAAUUUACCGAAAAAAUUCUUUCAUUGUUUCUGGUGGGGCUUGCGAAAUCUAAGUUCUCUCGGGCAAAACCUCGAGACGAGUAACUAUACAUGGGAAAAUAUCUUUGCCAUUUUUAUUUCUCUAAGUGGCUUGCUCCUGGUUGUACUAUACCUCCCUACAAAUUUGAAGAUACGUAUGGAGUUGGUAACUAGAACAUCAGCCAAGAUGAGAAAUAUACAGCAGCAGGAAACGAAAUAUCGAGAGGUACUACGCUGGUUAUCUGAAAAUAACAUCCCUGAGGAUAUGAAGGGGACGAUCAUGCAAAAGGUGGACGAACAACUUGAACCAAACAAAGAUGUUCAUGUGGAGAAUAUCCUCCAUAUUCUUCCCUUGGAACAAAAGGGAUUUAUUAAGCGACAUCUCUGCUGGCCUAUAAUGAAGGAAGUAAGUUCCCCUCAUCUCCAAAGCGUUCAAUUUUUCGUUACUUUAAUUAGUAAAGGGAGAUGUUAGAUGUUAUUGGAACUC